UCCUGAGAGAGAUGAAGGAAAGAAAUGGAGAGUUGGGAAAAUCAAAGAGAAGCUGAAAGGAGAAAGAGCCGUUGGAGUGAUUUGGAACGGUUGCGCCAAAAUAUCCAUUGUUUAGGGACCAAAAUUAGCCACAGGUUCCAAAUAUAUCUUGUUCUGGAGUUGUUAGUUGUGACAGCUAGUCAAUUUGUGGCUCUGCUAGAGACCACGGGAAACCCUGAUCUUAUUAACUUCAUAAAUGGUGGUGAUUUUGCAGUAUCUUCUAUCGUUGAGCUUGUUGGGCUCAUAAUUUGCCUUCAUUCAGCUGCAAAGAUUUCAUAUAGAUCUCUAAGUCUUGCAGCAAUUUCAAGCAGAUGUCAUGCUUUAGUUACGUGCAACCCCAAUGAUGUUUCUCAAAGGGGAAUUUCAAGUAAUGGAGGGAACUUGGAGGCUGCUAUUCCAGCAGGUUCAUUGCCCAUCAACUACUCAGAAAGUGAUCUGGAGUCGAUCGAUUAUUUCCCAGUACCUACAAAUACUCAAAUGGCCUCUUACAUAUCCAUGAAUCAUAAGAGACAAGCUUUUGUUAUGUACAUGCAGUCCAACCUUGGCGGAGCAACCAUAUUCGGAUGGACGAUUGAUAGGCCGCUUAUUAAUACAAUUUUCUUUCUCGAGUUCUCCCUAGUUCUUUUUGUACUAGGGAAGACCAUAACUUUCACUACGAAGUGACAAAGUUAAGAACCCACUUGGACAACAGUGGCAAGGUAAUCUUUUGUCUGGCCUGUUUUUUUUAAGGCAGCAGACUGAUUACACCAGCAAGACUGCUUGUGCCUUGCAGUUCAUUAGCUUCUAAUCAAGAAUUAAAACUUUGUUUAUGCCUGAC
Messenger RNA from Quercus lobata, 856 nucleotides. RefSeq lists its product as uncharacterized. Lineage: Eukaryota; Viridiplantae; Streptophyta; Magnoliopsida; Fagales; Fagaceae. Bases 25 to 702 code for a protein of 225 amino acids. The record is from RefSeq and is a predicted model, not a curated record. The transcript has 4 exons.